CCAGAGCUGCCCCAGGGGACCCGGCGCGGUUGGAGCGCCCGGGACCGGCGGCGGGACGGGACCGGCGGAGGCGAAGCGUCGCCCCGGGAUUCGGCAGCGGAGCGGCAGCGGAGCGGCGCGCCGGAGGAUUUGGAGCGGGAUCCCCGCCCGGGCUCGCAGCCAGGCUCGCCCUGGGAUCCUCAGAGGGGUUUGGCCCCGGGAAGGCACCGGGGAUUGCACGGGGAUUGGGACCGGGAUCCCCGCCAGGAUCUGAACCGGGACUGGGACCGGGAUCCCCGCCAGGAUCUGAACCGGGACUGGGACCGGGAUUGGAACCGGGAUUCGGGCCGGGAUCCCCGCCAGGAUCGGGACCGGGAUCCGGACCGGGAUUUGGACCGGGACUGGGACCGGGAUCCCCGCCAGGAUCGGGACCGGGAUUGGAACCGGGGCUCGGACCGGGAUCCCCGCCAGGAUCUGAACCGGGACUGGGACCGGGGCUCGGACCGGGAUUGGAACCGGGAUUCGGGCCGGGAUCCCCGCCAGGAUCUGAAUCGGGAUCCGGACCGGGAUCUGAACCGGGAUCUGAACCGGGGCUCGGACCGGGAUUCGGACUGGGAUCCCCACCAGGAUCGGGACCGGGACUGGGACCGGGAUCUGAACCGGGAUUGGAACCGGGGCUCGGACCGGGAUUCGGACUGGGAUCGGAACCGGGGCUCGGACCGGGAUUCGAACCGGGAUCCCCACCAGGAUUGGAACCGGGACUGGGACCGGGAUUUGGACCGGGAUUCGGACUGGGAUCUCCGCCAGGAUCUGAACCGGGACUGGGACCGGGAUCCGGACCGGGAUCUGAACCGGGAUUGGAACCGGGGCUCGGACCGGGAUUCGGGCCGGGAUCCCCACCAGGAUCUGAACCGGGAUUCGGGCCGGGAUCCCCACCAGGAUCUGAACCGGGAUCCGGACCGGGAUCCGGACCGGGAUCCCCACCAGGAUCUGAACCGGGAUCCGGACCGGGAUCCCCACCAGGAUCUGAACCGGGAUCCGGACCGGGAUCCCCACCAGGAUCUGGACCUGGAUUCGGACCGAGAUUCCCAGGAGGAUUUGCCCCCGGGAUGGCACCGGGGCUUGCACCGGGACGUGCCCGAGGAUUCCCACCAGGACCCUGGCCAGGGAGGCACCUCCCAGAACCCCAAAACGAAGAGAGGAGAGGAGGGAGAAUCCCGGGAGGUUUUUCCGGAGCGGAUUUUUCUGGAAGCCACGCUGACGUCCAGACACGAGCUCCGGCCGCGGGGACCUUCAAACCCAAAGCGCUCUCGCCGUUUGUCUUCCCCAAAUCAGGAGUUUCUGUCCCCAAACCCUGGCUGGAGGGAGGAGGAGGAGGAGGCUGUGAGGAAGAGGAAGAUGCCCUGGGAUGCCCAGGCAGAGAAGAAACCGAGGAUGGAGAGCAGGAAGGACAAAUCCCAGCAGCAGAACUUCUUGGAAGAGGCUGAUUUGAGCAGCUCCAUGGCAGAGGAACCCAACGAGGAGGAAAACCCCCGGAGAUCCCCCAGGAGGGGCUGCAAACUCAAAUCACAGGGACCUGAGGAGGAAAAUCCCACCCAGUGCCAGGAAGGUGGUCAGAAAUCCACCCAGAGCUCGGAGCUGGAGGUCCCUGAGCAGCUCCACGAUGAGGAGAAGCCCCACAGGUGCUCCCCAGAGCAGGAGCUGAGGGUGGAGAGCAGCGAGGACAAAUCCCAGCAGCAGAACUUCUUGGAAGAGGCCGAUUUGAGCGGCUCCAUGGCAGAGGAACCCAACGAGGAGGAAAAGCCCUGGAGAUCCCCCAGGAGGGGCUGCAAACUCAAAUCACAGGGACCUGAGGAGGAAAGACCCACCCCGGGCCAGGAAGGUGGUCAGAAAUCCACCCAGAGCUCGGAGCUGGAGGUCGCUGAGCAGCUCCACGAUGAGGAGAAGCCCCACAGGUGCUCCCCAGAGCAGGAGCUGAGGGUGGAGACCAGGGAGGACAAAUCCCCAUGGCAGAACCUGGUGGAAGAGGCCGAUUUGAGCGGCUCCAUCACAGAGGAACCCAACGAGGAGGAAAAGCCCUGGAGAUCCCCCAGGAGGGACUGCAAACUCAAAUCACAGGGACCUGAGGAGGAAAAACCCACCCUGGGCCAGGAAGGUGGUCAGAAAUCCACCCAGAGCUCGGAGCUGGAGGUCCCUGAGCAGCUCCACGAUGAGGAGAAACCCCACAAGGGCUCCCCAGAGCAGGAGCUGAGGGUGGAGAGCAGCGAGGACAAAUCCCAGCAGCAGAACUUCUUGGAAGAGGCCGAUUUGAGCAGCUCCAUGGCAGAGGAAUUCAACGAGGAGGAAAACCCCCGGAGAUCCCCCAGGAGGGGCUGCAAAUUGAAAUCACAGGGACCUGAGGAGGAAAAACCCACCCCGGGCCAGGAAGGUGGUCAGAAAUCCAGCCAGAGCUCGGAGCUGUGGGUCCCUGAGCUGCUCCACGAUGAGGAGAAGCCCCACAGGUGCUCCGAGUGUGGGAAGGGCUUCAGCUGGAGGUCCCGCCUGCUCCGCCACCGGAUGAUCCACACCGGGGAGAAACCCUACGAGUGUCCCGAGUGCGGGAAGGGCUUCCGAGACAGCCCCCAGCUCACCACCCACCACCGCAGGCACACCGGGGAGCGGCCCUACGAGUGCUGGCAGUGCGGCCAGAGCUUCGGCCGGAGCUCCCACCUCACCUCCCACCAGAAGAUCCACACCGGCGAGAGGCCCUACGAGUGCUCCGAGUGCGGGAAGAGGUUCCAGACCAGCUCCCUUCUGCUGGUCCACCAGCGCAUCCACACCGAGGAGAGGCCCUUCCGCUGCCCCGAGUGCGGGAAGGGCUUCAAGCACAGCUCCCACCUCACCCGCCACCGGCGCAUCCACAGCGGGGAGAGGCCCUACCGGUGUCCCCAGUGUGGGAAGAGCUUCAGGACCAGCUCGGUCUUGAAUCAGCACCAGUGGAGACACCGGUAAGGGCAAGCGCCGCGAUGCCGGACGGCGCCCGAGGCCGCGGGGUGGCUCCGCGUGGUGGAAAAACUUCUCCUCCGGCCCGAGCUGCCAGAGAAAGGCUCAGCGGUCUCUGAGGUUCGCUCUCGUGCUUGUUUAUUGCGAAUUAUCCAAAAGAUUUUCUUCUUGAGCUGCUGUGGAUUGGUCGGCAGCUCAGGCAGAGGCACA
This is a messenger RNA of Lonchura striata (white-rumped munia), 3171 nucleotides long. The record is from RefSeq and is a predicted model, not a curated record. NCBI's taxonomy places the organism in Eukaryota, Metazoa, Chordata, Aves, Passeriformes, Estrildidae.